Leguminivora glycinivorella is the source of this 1427-nucleotide messenger RNA. RefSeq lists its product as uncharacterized. The transcript has 2 exons. The record is from RefSeq and is a predicted model, not a curated record. Lineage: Eukaryota; Metazoa; Arthropoda; Insecta; Lepidoptera; Tortricidae. The coding region runs from base 13 to 1422 and encodes 469 amino acids.
CCUUGCUUUGCCAUGGUCGUAUUUCGAAGUUUACUCCUGUUUCUGUUAGUGUUUUGUAUUAGGGAAACUUAUUGCAAGCCGGCAGACGAUGAGCAAGCUGUGGCACCUAGUGUUUGGUCCAGACUCUGGGGAUGGGCCGCGUAUCUCAACCCUUGGGGCUCCGAAGUCAAUAAUGCAACUCAAGCCCCGUCCAUGCACGAUGUCAACUCAACUCAAAUAAAAAAGUCACUGGCUGAUCAGGCACGGCAGUUCACUACCAUUACUGUGCCUGGAAAAGCGACAGCAUCACUAAAACCUUCAUCAGAAGAGUCUGCAGGUAAUAAAGAAACAACUACACCCAUGAUAUCAGUUCAAAAUGUCCAGACCUCGAAAACAAAAGAACAAGAGUCGGUGGAAAAUAAAGUGUUAAGCACAAGUAUAACGUCAGGCGAAAACAUUACAUCUAUGUUAGAAAUAUCUGCGAUAGAUUUAGAGGGGUUGGGACCGAUUAGCCUAACAGAAACAGGUCAUCGAGAAAGCCACAAAGAUGCAACAACUGCAGAACCUGCGAUAGAAGACCUUAAGAAACCAAAAGCAUUUACAACGCCUUACGUGUCGGAUUCAGUGAACCUUGUUAUAACAGAAGAACCCGAAACAGAACAAAUUUUAGAAUUAGAUAUAUCAACAACACCCAUCGCGAUAUACGAAAAUACCCCAACAACAGAAGAAGCUUUUGUAGAUAAAACUUUAGAACUAAAUGGGAUAACUAUAUCCAUCAUUACCCAUACCGAAAACCGGACCACAGAAGACGAACCAAUAGAAACUGAAACACUGACCUAUAUAUUAGAAAACACCCCGGAAUUAGAGGCUUCCACUACAACCACAGCUAUAGACAAAAAUAUCCUGAUAUUAAAAGAAGAAUCCGUGACAGAGCAACCUGAAGAACCAGAAGUACAAAUAUCAGGAGAACCCUUAGAAUCUGAAUCCUUGACUGAUGUAGCAACCCUGAAUACGCCGAUAAUAAUAGACAAACAUAACACAGAAUUGGAACCAGUAGCGUCAACUAUACCCAUGUAUGUAGAUCAAAGUAUCAAGGCAUCAACAGAGCAACGCGUGACUGACAUGUUGAAACAAAAUUUGACAUCGACAUAUGAACUCACGAGGGAACAAAUUUUAGGAAAUAAGUUGUCAGUGUCAGAUGACGUCUUGGCACCAGAAACCACGACACUCAGGCAUUGGAUAGAUCAGAUCAAUAUUAUAAUUACAAAAGAAACCUCAACCAAAAAUACACUAACUGGACAAACAGGCGUAGUAUUGAAUCCACAAUUAUACGAAUCGUCGAUUGUCACUGAUCUAGUUGCAACGGUGUCGGAAAAAGACGAAAAGUCUACAGAAAAAAAGAGGCGUGGACACUGUCUGGACCUAUCACUAGUCAGUAUUUAGGAAUA